GUCGAAAGCCUUGGCCAGGUCGAUGAAGACGGCUGCACAGUAUUGUCUUUUAUUGAUGGCGGAUAUAAUGAUAUGUUACAGACCCCACUGAGCGAGAUAGAACAUGAAUAAUCAGAUUUGUCUUGGUAAAUUUUAUAACAUAAGGAAGUGAAAUUUCAUCACGUCAGUGCGUUUAGUUAACUCCAGGCUGUAGCCAUAUGUACAACAAUGUAUUAUUGUGGAUUUUGUCACCAUGGGCCUUCAGAAGCUUCAAGGAAGCUAAAGGUAAUUUGGCACAAAUAUUGAUUUUGCAUUUACUAUCCCUUUAAAACCUCCCAGUUUGAACACACCCAGUAGGUGGCAACAAUACACCAUUUUUGUGUAGUCCGUCGAUAAAACCUCAAAGAAGACGACGUAAACAGAAGUAAGCCGUGACCAAAAACUAUUUCCACGUUUGUGUUUUUGUUGUCAUUUAGACGUUUAUUAAUACCCUGCAACUCAAAAUAUGACUCAUUUAACUGCAUAGCAUCACAAACUUACCCCAGGUAUUAUUUAAUUCGCUUUGGAGACAGGACUUGGUUGAUAGAUGUUAUCUAGGUAACGCUAACUAGCUAGUUGCUAAAGUUACCUAACAAUGGCUAUGGUUUUUCACACUCAAAUAGCCUCCAUUAUGGAGGUUCUAGCGAAUGCAGCCGUGGCAGAGAUCUGUAAACUCGUAGACGACGACUAUGCAGUGUUUCGUUUGGAAAUAACUCAAAGCCAGAAAGAAAACAGGGCAUUGCGGAGGAAACUACAACUACUGGAACUGAAGAAGGUUGCACGGGACCGCGCAGAAAGGACAAUGCGAGAGCGUGUCAUCGCCAGUCGUUUCAGUAGUGUCAAGAUCCUCGACCGAUACAGAGGAAUUGCAAGAGGUACAUUUUGCAUGACGCUGCGUGGCCUGUCGCCCCGUUACCCUCUACACAUGUAACUUUGUGUUAACCACAUAUGUUUAACCAGAAUUGGGUCUAGGUUAGUUUUUGGAUAGUAUGAAAUAGCCUAAUUCCCCUGAUUACUUGCAAUAUAGCGUUGAACAUUGACAGUAGCUAACCUAAUCACCUCUUUUCCCCCAAUCACUCUCUUGGGUGAAUUACAUCUCACUGGAGGCCACAUGAGCUUUGUGAAGCCAGCAGGACACAAUACAUGGAGCGAUGACCAACCAAUCACUGUUGAUGAGGGGAGUGGAACCUCAACCCAGCAAGUUAUCAUCAUAGAGUCUGCAGGUCCUGGGGUCAAGCUGGAGAGAUCUGAAGGAGAGCACAUCCAGACUGGAGUGGCUGGAGUGCCCCCUGUAGCCACGGAGGACCCCACCACCGCCCCAGCGGCGCCAAAGACCCGACGCAGCAUCACGAAGACUGCAGUCCUUGAAGACCUGAUGAUAUCCAGUGUUACUGGUGGGAGAGACUGGACCACUGAGGUGGCUGGUCACAAACCCUGGCCCUGUCUCAGAACCCUGGAUCAGGAGCCAUCGCUCUUCCUUCCCGAGUCGGAACCAGGACCCAACCGCAAGGGACAGAGACUCCACCACAACCACUACAUAGAACACAACCAGUGGACAGGUGGUCAUCAGAGAGACUCCAGUCAGGGAUCCAGUCUGCAGCCCAGACCCUUCUCUUCACAGUCUCAGUGCAGGGAUGAAGCGGGACCUGUGGCUGAUAGACCAUCUUGUUCCUAUGAUACAAACACCACAGUAUCCAUGCUGAACAGAGCAGGUCACCCUGGGAUUCAGCCUUCACAGGGAGUGGCGGGAGACCCCUCUGGUGGUAGUCUUCUCUUUCAGGGUCCCGUCUAAUGCCUACUGAAAGGGUUCAUAGAAGGGACCUGGGUCUAACCUUCCUCAGCUGCCUCAAGGAGAGUCCCUUCAUGUGCAAACUAUGUUACAAGAGCUUCUCCUUCCCGAGUAACCUUAUAGACAUAGGAGUGUCCACAACGGGAAGAAAUCGUAGCAGUGUGAGAUGUAUGCAGGGGAUAUCUAGGAACCAUUCUUUAGCUGUUAUAUUACAGUUAUGUUAAGUGUAUUGGGGUAACGCUUUGUUAACUUGCCAUUUGUAAAAAACAGUUUUUAGAGAGAUGGUAAACAUAGGCUAUAACAAGUAAGUAGCCUUGCAUGAACCUUAGCUCAUCUCCUAUUUCUGUAGUGUGAGGCAGCUUGACGUACAAGUACAACCCCUGGACAAGACGCAGUCUAUUGCAGGGCCUUAGCCUUAAUCUAACUCCUUAAUGCUGAGUGCCAAGCCUAGACGCAUCAGGGCCCAUUUUUACAGUCUUUGGUAUGACUCGGCCAGGGAUUGAACUCAACCUUCCAAUCUCAGGGCAGACACUAACCACAAGGCCACUGAGUUGGUCAGACUAUAACAAGGACUAUUGAAUAUUUACCUUACUGAGGUAAAGUCAUGCUAUUUUCUACUCUAUUCUUGCUAACACACUGCUCUUCAUAAACACGUCAGCUCUCAGCUUAAAAAAAUACUGAUCAUAGGAUAUUUGAUGUGUAAUGUAAUAAGCAGUACCGUAUUUCAAAGAACAGCACGCAUACAUUUUUCAUCUAAUUAUACCCUUCCACCUAUGACGCAAACCAAUAAGAUCCUUUCUCUUAAGUAAACGGAAGCGAACAAGGACCAAGAACGAUUUCGAUGUUAGCGUUUUUAUUGUUAUGUAGACGUUUAUUAACACCCUGAAACUCAAAAUAUGAUUAAUUUAACUGCACAGCAUCACAUACUUACUUCAGGUAGUCUUUAAUUCGCGCUGGGAGACUUGGUUGAUAUAUGUUAUCUAGGUAACGCUAGCUAGCUGCCAACAAUGGCUAACUAUAUGGUUUUUCACACUCAAAUAGCCUCCAUCAUGGAGGAGCUAGCAAAUACAGCCGUGGCAGAUAUAUGUAAACUCGUAGACGAAGACUAUGCAGUGUUUCGUUUGGAAAUAACUCAAAGCCAGAAAGAAAACAGAGGACUGCGGAGGAAACUACAGCUACUGGAACUGAAGGUGGCACGGGAGCGCGCAGAGAGGACAAUGCGAGAGCGCGUUCUCGCCAGUCGAUCUAGUAGUGUCAACAUCCUGGACCGAUACAGAGGAAUGACAAGAGGACUUCUCACUGGAGGCCACAGGAGCUUUGUGAAGCCAGCGGGUCACAACGUGUGGAGAGAUGACCAACCAAUCACCGUUGAUGAGGGGAGUGGAACCUCAACCCAGCAAGUUAUCGUGAUAGAGUCUGCAGAUGUAGAUACUAGAGAUCCUGAGGUCAAGCAGGAGAGGUCUGAAGGAGAGGACCCACGACACAGAAGAGACAUCGAGAUUGGGACGCCCCCUGUAGCCACGGAGAACCGCACUGCCACGCCCCAACCCAGGACCUGCCGCAGCAUCACGGAGGAGGAGGGUCCAGACGUGCUGCUGGUGAAGGAGGAGGGGUGUGAGGAGGGUCUGGGGAACCCUGAGGGUCCCAUGAUCACGGAGGACAACCAGACUACACCUCUUGAACCCACAGAGAAACCAGCUGAGCAGCACAGGACCACACACAGUCUUCCUGAGUCAGUAGACAUGGAGGAUGGGAAGCCUGAUCUGCUGCUGGUCAAAGAGGAGACGAUAGAAGAUGGACCAGAGAGCAUUGAUCUGCUCAGUGGACUAAAGAUGGGUGAGCAAGUCUUUUUUGCAGGUGGUUGGCUGGAGGCUAACAGAGGAGACUGGGCAUCCAUCUUAGAUUUCCAGACCCUGACCGGUGCAGCCAAAGGCCCAGGGGAUGAUAUCACUGAGCAGGACAGGACUAGAGGCAACAUAGUGGAGGUCAGUGGAUGGGACAGCGUCUUCAACUCUGGGCUGGGGAACAACGCUGUUAACCACAACCAGAAACAGACUGUCGAACAUAAAACAACAAACAAACUUAGUCUCCAUGACAACAGACUGGCUGAGACCAGGGCGAGGCGUAGAUUUGGUCUGCAGGGAUGGGGAGGUGUCCGUAUGCGACGGGAGAGAACAGACAUAGACUUGGCUAGUGAUGAUCCGUCCUGCUACUAUAUUUGUGAUUCAGAGAGACUGAUGGGGCCUCAGGUUAACCCCCUAACAGGUGCUGCCUUCAGUCUGCCUUCUAUAGGAUCUAUCAACUGGAACAUGGACCCUGCGACAACACAGACACUCCCUGGUCUUCAUCCUCCUCACAAUUUCCUAAUGUUAAACCAGAACUCAGACAAUGCCUCAACAAGCCCACUGACAAAUGACAGUAGUAGAGACGUAAUCCGUAAAGGUGGCAGGGCUAAAGAGAAGCGCUUCCCGUGCUCGUUCUGUGGGAAAGCCUUCAGUUUCCCCAAACAGGUGGAGAUCCACCAUAGGAUGCACACGGGGGAGAAACCAUUCAGCUGCCACCUGUGCCAGGCUAGUUUUUCCGACUCUUCCAACCUGAAGAGGCACCAGAGAAUGCACACGGGGGAGAAACCGUUCGGCUGCCACCUGUGCCAGGCAGUUUCUCCCACUCGUUCAACCUGAAAAGGCACCAGAGGGUCCACACAAGAGAGAAAUCAAACAGCUUCCCCAGUUUGGGAAGCGGUUCUCCCACCAGCUGAAGAUGUACCUGAAGGUCCACACGGGAGAGAGACCGUUCACCUGCACACACUGCGGGAAGAGGUUCUCAGAGAGGAGCAACCGCAGAAUACACCAGCAGAAAAUGCACACGGCCCAUGUAUAGAGUCUAGUGACAUGUAGUAGUACUAGUUUGUUUGUUUGUAGUUACUUCUGUUGGUUUUGGGUGUAGUAGGGAACUGGAUGAGGUGAACUGAGGAAAGAAUGAGUAUGAUGAGGCAGGGUAGAUGAUAUGGUGAUGGUUGGUGUGAUGGUGUCUGUAAAAAUGCUUAAUUGAUGGGUCCAACCCUAACUGCUUGUCACUUUAGGUUGAUACUGGUAUUUUAUAGUGAGAUAAUGAGUGCCUUAAUUCACAUUUACUUGACAUAAAAUAGUGAAGAUGUGUGUAAUGUUGAACCUUUUCCAAAGUAUUCAAACAUGUAUUUUAUUAAAGUGAGGGUACCAGAUUUACAUUAAAGGUAAAGUGUUAGUGAAAAGUAUCAUGUAUCGUUUUGUGCAAUAAAAGUACUGUACUUCA
Messenger RNA from Oncorhynchus kisutch (coho salmon), 5098 nucleotides. RefSeq names its product oocyte zinc finger protein XlCOF7.1-like. NCBI's taxonomy places the organism in Eukaryota, Metazoa, Chordata, Actinopteri, Salmoniformes, Salmonidae. Gene Ontology annotation, cellular component: nucleus. The record is from RefSeq and is a predicted model, not a curated record. Gene Ontology annotation, molecular function: DNA-binding transcription factor activity, RNA polymerase II-specific; RNA polymerase II cis-regulatory region sequence-specific DNA binding. Gene Ontology annotation, biological process: regulation of transcription by RNA polymerase II. Bases 2815 to 4488 code for a protein of 557 amino acids. The transcript is spliced from 8 exons.